Messenger RNA from Coregonus sp. 'balchen', 21002 nucleotides. NCBI's taxonomy places the organism in Eukaryota, Metazoa, Chordata, Actinopteri, Salmoniformes, Salmonidae. The record is from the annotation of a GenBank genome assembly.
AUGACUGGACCCAACGCCACUAGCACUUCAUCUGCAGCUAAGAUGGGGCGGCACCGAUCCAAAAGUACCAGUGGCAGUACGUACUGCCACUCGAGCCCGGGUGCUGAAUCUGCCACCCUUAGCACACCCAACAACGCUGGACGUUCAUCGGGAGAAGAAGAUGAGAAAGAUGGGGGUGUGCUCUUUUACGUGAACAGAACUGGUUUUCCCAUUGAGGGUGUCACUUGGGAGAGGAUGUGGACUCAUGUAGCCAAAGUACACCCUGAUGGACAAGACAUGGUCAGCAAGAUAAGGAAUGCUGCAUACCUUCACAAAGUAAGUAUAGCCUCAAAGCCAGACAGAUAAGCAGUGAUAUUGUCAUAAAAAUCCUGUGCAAUUACCAUGUAAUAACCAACACUGACAUGCUUCAAAUUGCAAUUCAACAUAUAUAAUUUGCAAUUCCAUCCAUGCAAAGAAUCCAUCAACAACUGUUCACAGGACCAUAACAGGAUGAGUUGAACAUUUCCUCCUGAAAGUCUUUCCUGAUUAUGCUGUGGAGGAAUGAAGCAUUAAGGCAUGCAGACUAUUUCAGCCUGCCCCUGGCCUCCAACAGGACACUACAUUGUCUGAGUAAUUUCAUCAGAGGCCAGACAUAACUGGGACUGAGUGUCACCAAGCAGGGAUCAGUGUUGAGAGCCUUUUUCUCUGUCACUGGUGGGAGUGGGGCUGUGCUGAGAAAUGAGACUAUGGAGCAUUACAAUUAGUGUAUGUGAUGGCAAAUCCCAAGCUCAUAGCACACUGUCAGCUAUAUAAAGCAGAGCAUAUGACAACAAUGCACACAGGAAUCUUUGUAUUUGCCACGGUCUGUGUCCAUUCUUGGUGCUGCCUCUGUACUAGUUGUUGUAGCUAUGACCAGGGGCUGCUUUGGUGCUGCAUCAUCAAGGGACAGUGUGAAACUUGCUUUUAUGUUUAGUGUCUUAUGAACUACCGUUUGGCAGUCCACAAUAACAGUAACCUGUAGGCCUGGUCAGUCCUGUGGGAUUUCACUCAUGCUAUUAUAUACCAUUGUCCAUCAUCUAACCCUCUCCACUCAAGAAUAAACAAAGACAAACACUAUCUAUAGGCUAUGCCUUUGUGAAUAGGCGAAUAGUAGUUGUGUUCUGCAUUCUUACGCAAUACUAGGCGGUAACCUAACACUGUUUUGAGAAACACAAAUGGUGGAAAAAGUGUGAAAGGAGAAUGGAGUCUUGGAUAUCCCAGAAGUAACAGUGACCUAUAUUGAGUCCUUCUUGACCAGUCUGUGAUCUCCAGGUGCAGCCGUUGGGCUAUGUUACAGGCAGCUCAGGGAUAACCUCAAAGCCAGGGCCAGCGUCUGGGUGACUGUGUGGAGGAACGAAUGAGCAUUGCACUGCUGUCUGUGGAACUCACGCGUAUUCAAACAGAGCUAUAGGCUACAGAGAGAAACCUGUGAAGUCUCAGCACACUCUGAGGGCUGGAGGUGUGAUUAAAAUGCACCUCGUGAUCCAUUUUUUGCAGUCUUUGCAAUCUUGCAUUAGGAAAAGGGUUAGGAUUUUAUGUAUUUACCUGUAGACAUUCAUUGUUUUGGGAAUUUGAUUAAUGGUUCCACUGUCCCACCCAUAUGGCAUGUUGGUAAGAAGUUAGCAGAUUUGACUCUCGGUCUCCUGAAAUACUGUAUUUCUCUAUGUUCUGCUCUAUUGAUAUUGUGGUAACAUUACUAUGUCAUGUCAGGAAUGAUAACACCACUUCUUGAGCUCUGUGCCCUUACUUUGCCCUGAUUAUUUGAAGGGGUUGGUUGUGAGCGAACUAAUCCACCAUCUGGGAUUUGAGUCUAGGAUAAUCUCUAUAAUUCUUUCCAAAAAGCUUUUUACAGGAAACAAAACAGGCUUUCAGCCCAAAGCCUUCCAUUCUGUUUCAAACUUACCUCAUGCGUACCUCAUUGCGUCACAACAGGAUUUGGUUAGGCUGAACUGAUCUCCAAACGUGGUGCUACUGAGUGAAGAAUCAUUUAUGUAUUUGUUUUUAUUUCACAUGCAGUCCAAUGGGAGAAGGUUCAAUCUAAUGUUUUAUGCUUACAUGCACAUCACAUGGAAACCGCAAGCUACAGUGGGGGAAAAAAGUAUUUAGUCAGCCACAAAUUGUGCAAGUUCUCCCACUUAAAAAUAUGAGAGAGGCCUGUAAUUUUCAUCAUAGGUACACGUCAACUAUGACAGACAAAAUGAGAAAAAAAAAUCCAGAAAAUCACAUUGUAGGAUUUUUUAUGAAUUGAUUUGCAAAUUAUGGUGGAAAAUAAGUAUUUGGUCAAUAACAAAAGUUUCUCAAUACUUUGUUAUAUACCCUUUGUUGGCAAUGACACAGGUCAAACGUUUUCUGUAAGUCUUCACAAGGUUUUCACACACUGUUGCUGGUAUUUUGGCCCAUUCCUCCAUGCAGAUCUCCUCUAGAGCAGUGAUGUUUUGGGGCUGUCGCUGGGCAACACGGACUUUCAACUCCCUCCAAAGAUUUUCUAUGGGGUUGAGAUCUGGAGACUGGCUAGGCCACUCCAGGACCUUGAAAUGCUUCUUACGAAGCCACUCCUUCGUUGCCCGGGCGGCGUGUUUGGGAUCAUUGUCAUGCUGAAAGACCCAGCCAUGUUUCAUCUUCAAUGCCCUUGCUGAUGGAAGGAGGUUUUCACUCAAAAUCUCACGAUACAUGGCCCCAUUCAUUCUUUCCUUUACACGGAUCAGUCGUCCUGGUCCCUUUGCAGAAAAACAGCCCCAAAGCAUGAUGUUUCCACCCCCAUACUUCACAGUAGGUAUGGUGUUCUUUGGAUGCAACUCAGCAUUCUUUGUCCUCCAAACACGACGAGUUGAGUUUUUACCAAAAAGUUAUAUUUUGGUUUCAUCUGACCAUAUGACCUUCUCCCAAUCCUCUUCUGGAUCAUCCAAAUGCACUCUAGCAAUCUUCAGACGGGCCUGGACAUGUACUGGCUUAAGCAGGGGGACACGUCUGGCACUGCAGGAUUUGAGUCCCUGGCGGCGUAGUGUGUUACUGAUGGUAGGCUUUGUUACUUUGGACCCAGCUUUCUGCAGGUCAUUCACUAGGUCCCCCCGUGUGGUUCUGGGAUUUUUGCUCACCGUUCUUGUGAUCAUUUUGACCCCACGGGGUGAGAUCUUGCGUGGAGCCCCAGAUCGAGGGAGAUUAUCAGUGAUCUUGUAUGUCUUCCAUUUCCUAAUAAUUGCUCCCACAGUUGAUUUCUUCAAACCAAGCUGCUUACCUAUUGCAGAUUCAGUCUUCCCAGCCUGGUGCAGGUCUACAAUUUUGUUUCUGGUGUCCUUUGACAGCUCUUUGGUCUUGGCCAUAGUGGAGUUUGGAGUGUGACUGUUUGAGGUUGUGGACAGGUGUCUUUUAUUCUGAUAACAAGUUCAAACAGGUGCCAUUAAUACAUGUAACGAGUGGAGGACAGAGGAGCCUCUUAAAGAAGAAGUUACAGGUCUGUGAGAGCCAGAAAUCUUGCUUGUUUGUAGGUGACCAAAUACUUAUUUUCCACCAUAAUUUGCAAAUAAAUUCAUUAAAAAUCCUACAAUGUGAUUUUCUGGAAUUUUUUCUCUCAAUUUGUCUGUCAUAGUUGACGUGUACCUAUGAUAAAAAUUACAGGCCUCUCUCGUCUUUUUAAGUGGGAGAACUUGCACAAUUGGUGGCUGACUAAAUACUUUUUUCCCCACUGUAUCAUGCUCUAAAGAUAGGUCUAGUCUCUGUCCAAUACCCAACUAUCUUCUUGAGAGAGACAAAUGUCCAGGGUGUUUGGUGCUGCAAUCACAUCUUGGCUGUCUCUUUCUCUCAGGUUUCACUGAUGUCCCCUGGAGAAGUAAAGUUAGAUUAGAGUCACCACACAGGGGGCAGCCUGUUCGACUCCCACAUGACCUCUCUAAAGCUGGGGAACAGACAGGCGGGGUGGGGGACAGCUGGAUGGAAAAGGAGAAAGUCCCACUUUGAACUACCUUUUAAUUCCCGCGUGUCCACCUGUGAGGAGCAUAUGGUACGGCUACAGACAGACAGACCAUGCAUUGUCAGCCUCAGCCUUGUUCAGUGAGGUCACCAGGUGUUAAUACUAACCCACUUACUGCAGUGCUAAGGCUGAAAUUCAAUCUACAUUUCAAAGCUUGUGCCACUGCCACAAGUUCUCCAUUUCCCUCUGUGUAAUUGUCCUCUUUUUUAUAAUAAGUUGUCUUUCACACCUUAUAAUGAGGAAUGAAGUUGUGAGUCCCACACUCUUCCGUUCAGCUCCAGUAGUUUUCUGAGCUCCGCAGGGCACCCUCCUCUUCUCCAGAUUGGAGAAGAUGAAGAAAGAGGAGAAGGCAGACAGCUAAUUACACAGGGUGAAUUGGGAGCACUGUGUGUCACACUCCUUUGUACACUCUCUAAAAACUAACACUGCAUCUAAAUGAGAAUAUAACUAAAAUAAGAUGCACUUUAUUAGUCCACACGAGAAGGAAAUGUGUCUUCUGCUUUUAUCUUAUCCCCCCUUGAAAAGCAGAAGACACAUUUCCAUACUGUGACAAAUAUAUAUACUGUGUACAGUGCAUUCGGAAAGUAUUCAGACCCCUUGACUUUUUCCACAAUUUGUUACGUUACAGCCUUAAUCUAAAAUGGAUUAAAUACACAUUUUACUCAUCAAUCUACACACAAUACCCCAUAAUGACAAAGCAAAAACAGGUUUUUAGAAAUGUUAGCAAAUGUAUUUGAAACAAGGAACAGAAAUACCUUAUUUACAUAAGUAUUCAGACCCUUUCCUAUGAGACUCAAAAUUGAGCCAGGUACGUCUUGUUUCCAUUGAUCAUCCUUGAGAUGUUUCUACAACUUGAUUGGAGUCCACCUGUGGUAAAUUCAAUUGAUUGGACAUGAUUUGGAAAGGCACACACCUGUCUAUAUAAGGUCUCACAGUUGACAGUGCAUGUCAGAGCAAAAACCAAGCUAUGAGGUUGAAGGAAUUGUCCAUAGAGCUCAGAGACAGGAUUGUGUGGAUGCACAGAUAUGGGGAAGGGUACCAAAAAAUGUCUGCAGCAUUGAAGGUCCCCAAGAACCCAGUGGUCUCCAUCAUUCUUAAAUGGAAGAAGUUUGGAACCACCAAGACUCUUCCUAGAGCUGGCCGCCCGGCCAAACUGAGCAAUCGAGGGAGAAGGGCCUUGGUCAGGGAGGUGACCAAGAACCUGAUGGUCACUCUGACAGAGCUCCAGAGUUCCUCUGUGGAGAUGAGAGCACCUUCCAGAAGGACAACCAUCUCUGCAGCACUCCACCAAUUAGACAUUUAUGGGAGAGUGGCCAGACGGAAGCCACUCCUCAGUAAAAGGCACAUGACAGCCCACUUGGAGUUUGCCAAAAGGCACUUGAAGGACUCUCAGACCAUGAGAAACAAGAUUCUCUGGUCUGAUGAAACCAAGAUUGAACUCUUUGGCCUGAAUGCCAAGCGUCACGUCUGGAGGAAACCUGGCACCAUCCCUACGGUGAAGCAUGGUGGUGGCAGCAUCAUGCUGUGGGGACGUUUUUCAGCGACAGGGACUGGGAGACUAGUCAGGAUCGAGGGAAAGAUGAAGGGAGCAAAGUACAGAGAGUUCCUUGAUGAAAACCUGCUCCAGAGUGCUCAGGACCUCAGAUUAGGGCGAAGGUUCACCUUCCAACAGGACAACAACCCUAAGCAUACAGCCAAGACAACGCAGGAGUGGCUUCAGGACAAGUCUCUGAAUGUCCUUGAGUGGCCCAGCCCGAGCCCGAACUUGAACCCAAUCGAACAUCUCUGGAGAGACCUGAAAAUAGCUGUGCAGCGACGCUCCUCAUCCAACCAGGUAAACUGUGCAGGCAAGGAGAUUGAAUUUAAAACAAGUGAAAUUUAUCUUGGUGUGUCCCUAGAUCAAUCCCUUACUGGAGACCUGAUUGCUGCUCAAAUUAUUUCUAAAAUGGCGAACAAAUUGAAAUGUUUAUAUCGUAACACUUGAUAUUUUAACAUCAAAGUUAAGAAACUGCUUGUCUCAACCUUGAUUCAGUGUCAUUUUGAUUAUGCAUGCUCUGCUUGGUAUAGCGGGCUAUCAAAAAAGCUGAAAAAGAGAAUGCAGGUCAUGCAAAAUAAUGUUAUCAGGUAUAUGCUGAAUGUCCCCCCUAGGACCCACAUAGGGGUACAGGAGUUCCGGGAGGUGGGCUUGUUAUCUUUGGAGUCCAGAGUGGACCAACUUAAACUUAAUCAUAUGUUUGACAUCUUAAAUGAUCGUGCCCCAGGUUAUAUGAAAAACCACAUUGAUAUGGUUUUGUUAUGUCUUGCUAGUGUUAUGUCUUGUAAAAUCCCAAGAGUAAACAGUAUUGCAAGGAGCACAUUUUUCUAUACAGGCAUUUGUCUAUGGAAUAACCUCCCCUUGGAGAUCAAGCAAAGAAAAAGUAGAAAUAGCUACAAAGCAGGCAAAGGUUUUCAUUUGGACAAGGUUGUCUAGGUAAGAGAAACCAAUCUACUGCCCUUUGUGCCCCCUACUGCUGGUCAGGUGUUUUUAUUUGAAUGAUAGGUAUGAUGUGCAAUGAAUAGAUUGUUUUAAUGUCUAAUUAAUAUGGUUCAUUUUUAAGGUUAGGGAAAAGUGCAGUGAAUAGUGCCACUUUUUAGUAUGUCAAUAUACAUGAAUGUAUUUAUGGUUGUUUGUAAUUUUUUCUUGCCUUUUAAUCAUUAUAUGUGUUACUGUUUUUACCAUCGAGGACUACUUUGGAAACAAGCAUUUUAAUUAAUACUUUCAAGUGAUAUCCUCUGGGUCCACAUUGUACAUUUUGUUGUAUAUGUCUGUUACCCAAAAUAAAUUCAAUUAAAUUCAACCUGACAGAGCUUGUGAGGAUCUACAGAGAAGAAUGGGAGAAACUCCCCAAAUAUAGGUGCUCUAAGCUUGUAGCGUCAUACCCAAGAAGACUCGUGGCUGUAAUCGCUGCCAAAUGUGCUUCAACAAAGUACUGAGUAAAUGGUCUGAUUACUUGUGAUAUUUCAGUUUUUUUGUUUUAAUACAUUUGCAAAAAAUUAUAAAAACCUGUUUUUGCUUUGUCAUUAUGGGGUAUUGUGUGUAGAUUGAUGGAAAAAAAAACAAUUUAAUCAAUUUUAGAACAAGGCUGUAACAACAAAAUGUGGAAAAAGUCAAGGGGUCUGAAUACUUUCCGAAUGCAAUGUACAUUCCUACUGUGUGACCAUGCUGAACAUCCAGUAUAGGAUUCACCAGUUCAGUUGGGAAGGUUGUCCUUACUGCUACUGCUCACUACAUAUCUUCCUAAUUGCCUCCAAUUAAGUUGCCAGAACCCUCUUCCUAUCUUGGCAUUAGCCCUCAGGUGUCGCUUGCUAUCAACUCACUUCUUUAAUGCCAAAAGAAACUAGACAGGAUCUACCAUUUCUACAGAUAAUUAAAUGUAUCUGAGGCACUUGUGUGUGAAAUCAGUAGUUCUCAAUUUGCUCUGCUAUAGGAGAAUCAGUACAAGCAAGCAUACAUUUGUUGUUAUAGCUUGAAUUGGCGAAGAUCGGACCUUUUUAGUCAUGCUACAUAUUUAGUCAUAUCCCAGCACUGGGAUUCGAACCAGCAAUGUAAACUUGAGGAAAACACUAGUUAGGGGCAGCGCUUCUCUAACCUCGAGGGAACAGCUGCCCCUACUAGUGUUUUCCUCAAGUUUACAUUGUUCUAUUAAAGAUGGAAUCCGCAGUAGAGGAAACAGCGCCACUGUCCGCCCAACACCGCCAUUCACUGAUGUUUUGUUUUGUUGACAAAGCGGAGGUGAGGAGCGGUGUGCACCGUGGUAUUUUUCUUUGUUAGGACAUUUACAUAUUCUGCUGUUCUAUCGCACGUGCAAUGAUGUCCCCCCCCCCAAAAAAUACUGUGUUGAUUCUUUGCAGUAACUUCUUUGUUGUUGUAAUAUUGCAAAUGGAUGUGGCAGUUUCACCAUUAAGGAUUCCAGCUUUAAGCAUCAAUUAAGUUAUUCUAAGACGGUUGUGUUAUUACAUUGCUAUAUGUGAUGUGGUUGGCUACACUUUGAGAAGAUGCCUGAUACCAAGCACUAGGAAAUCCUUUCCUCAGUCAGCACUCAUCCUCAUCCUCUCAUCCCUCCAUUUGCUGUGGAGAGAGAGAUAAAGAGAGGGAGAGAAGAAAUAAAUAACCCCGUAUUCCUUCCCUGACCCAGCAGAAUUCUGUUCCAUUCCUGGUUCUCCACAGUGGAGAUAUCGCUGGCAGGGGGAUUGUGUGAGGGAUUAUAGAGAAAUAAGACCCAGUGCCACUGACUGCUGAAUAUUACACUUAUUUUUCAGCAUUUUCAUUUGCACAGGUUUGAUUUAAUGCUUUUAAAAUGAGCCUGUGUGAUGAGAGAGAGCUUAGAGCCCUAUCUGUAGGGGGUAGAGCGCUUAGAGCCCUAUCUGUAGGGGGUAGAGCGCUUAGAGCCCUAUCUGUAGGGGGUAGAGAGCUUAGAGCCCUAUCUGUAGGGGUAGAGGGCUGAUGAGCCCUAUCUGUAGGGGUAGAGCGCUUAGAGCCCUAUCUGUAGGGGUAGAGGGCUGAUGAGCCCUAUCUGUAGGGGGUAGAGAGCUUAGAGCUCUAUCUGUAGGGGGUAGAGAGCUUAGAGCCCUAUCUGUAGGGGUAGAGGGCUUAGAGCCCUAUCUGUAGGGGGUAGAGAGCUUAGAGCCCUAUCUGUAGGGGGUAGAGAGCUUAGAGCCCUAUCUGUAGGGGUUAGAGAGCUUAGAGCCCUAUCUGUAGGGGUAGAGGGCUGAUGAGCCCUAUCUGUAGGGGUUAGAGAGCUUAGAGCCCUAUCUGUAGGGGUAGAGGGCUGAUGAGCCCUAUCUGUAGGGGGUAGAGGGCUGAUGAAGGACAAACCUUAUUUUCCUCUUCAUCUCACCUUGAUUGCUUUGGGUUUCUCUUUUCCUCCCCACACAAAAUAAACACAUUUGCUAUCUCUCUCACGCCCUCUUUCUCUGUACCUGUUAGGCCUUUGAUCCAGUGGCUGUAUUGUUCUCUGUUGAGUCAGAUACUACACAAACCUGGUUGAAAGGAUCAGAGUGUGUGUGUGUGUGUGUGUGCCAUUGAUUCAUCACAGAAACAGACCAAACAAUGACUAACUAGAAUGACUGAUAUCCUGGAAAGGAAAUGUCUUUCCUCUGGGUUUAGGGCAUGGUACUCUGUCAUUAGUUUGAUCUAUCACCUCAGGCUUUCCAAAUAGAGCAUAGUAGGGUUUGUGUGACUGAGCCAGAGGGCUAAACUGUUUGUCUUGGGCAUGACACCAGACUCCUCAGAUAAGCUCUGUUUUACAGCUCUGUUGAGAAGAGAAACAACCCUGAGGAAAUUACAUAGCGUUUAGUCUACUGGGUCCCCUUCCUUCACACACACACACACACACACACACACACACACACACACACACACACACACACACACACACACACACACACACACACACACACACACACACACACACACACACACACACACACACACACACACAGAAAUAUGUUUGUUUUUCUGGUUCUGACUGAGUCAAUGACUGUACAAUAAAAUGGAAGCCAAACAUUUUAUGAGACAAGCACAGUUUUAGCCUCAGCCGUAGUCAUUGAUACAGCUGUUCUACAGCGUUUCUUUCAGACCUUCAAUAUUGCCACAUGUUUAUGUUUCCACCACCACCAAGAUAAACUCUAACACAGUCUUUUUUUGUCAUCCCACAGCACCCUGUGCCAUUGGUCCCCAACUUCAAGCCCUCCAUGUCUGUCCCUGCCUGGCUGCUGGCCAUCCAGAACUACAUGAAGACACUGCAGUAUCCUUUCCCUGCCGAGCCCGCAACCUGCCACCUCCCUUCCCCUCCUCUCUCACAGAACACGCUGAGAAGAGAGAAACCACAGCUCCUUUUAGCACACAGUGUCCUGCUAUAGCUCAUUACAGAUCUGUGACACAUUUCACACUGUUUAAUUCAGUCUGGAGCCCUGGGGGUUGCACAGUACGUAUGCAGUGUGUUAGCUAGCUAACACUGUGUCAAGGUUUUCAGGUGGGCUUAAUUUGUUGUGAUUGUAGCCAGGGGAGUGCAGGUGCACCAACUGCCAUAGCAACAGGUGAUGCUUGGGUCUGUAAAUAAUGUCACAGUACUUUAUAGUCUGCACUCUGUUAACUGCAGGAGACACAUUCAGAUGGAGAGCCAUAGUUUUCUAAUUAAUUUCAGUUAGACUUGACACACGGCAGUUAGGGAAUUUUUUUAAUGAAUUAGGUCUUCAAGGUACAGUUUAAUUUCUCUCAAAUAUUCAUAAACCUCUAGCCUACAAUACAUUACAUAAACUUGAUAUCAGAAACAUCACCAUUUUCCUCUCACCCAACCCUUGUAAAUGAUUACAGACCCCUUUGAAUGCCCCUUAACUGUCUGUCAGAUACAAUCACACAGGAACUCAGUUCUUUGAGAUAAGGAAAACCAGACCAUUGUGUGGGUAAGUUUGGCUAUGAGGUCAUUUCUGUGGUAUUUUCAUUGGUUUGUCUUUGUGUCUUUACUGUGUCUGCCACUGUACCGAGCCAGGAGAGAGGUCCCACUACUCUGUGAGACAACAUCAUUUAUCUGUAGAAGAAAAUAGGCCAGUUCAUAUGUUUAAAAUAGCUGUCCUCUGCCUCUUUCUGUGUCCUUUACCCAGAGUACACAUGCUAUGUGCAUGUACUCUGCAAAGACAGCCAGGACAUUUAACGUUUGAUCGAAAAUAUUUCGUAUUUAGAAGAUGGUGCUUUCAUUAGUGUGCUUGGCUUGUACUUGAAACAUUUGAAGUCAAUCAAACAGGGGUUUGUUGUAAUCCUGUUUGUAUAACACAAUUGUGUCAUUGUCAGUAUAAGGCACCAAAGGGGACCUUGUAUGAAACAAGAAUAUUCACUAUCAUCUUUGUUCUCUUUCAGGUUGAUGGAGACUGCGAGAGAAAUGAUCAGGGAAUCUCUUCCAAUCAAAUGCCUUGAAGCUGUCAUCCUUGGAAUGUAUCCUUUCUUUGUCUGUAGGCACAGUCAUAGAUACACAUUAACCAGUGGGAGUUAGAGCUGAUCUGUUUCAGGUCAGGAGGUGCCAGAUGAAACCCCUGAAAUCAAUUAGAUGCAUCCAGUUGUGCGACUGACUAGGUAUCCCCUUUCCCUUUAAUGUUCCCCCUUAGGCCAAUAAGGCUCACAUAUUUCCCUGUUGCUAGGAAACAAGAGUCUGAAAGUUCAAAAUGUAACUUCCCUCCUUGCAUAUAGGCAGGCAGAGCAAAGUUUCUGCAGCGCCUUACACAUUGCCAUUUAGAGCCGUUUGGCUGCUGGGCCUUUUCACAAACGGUUACUGUCACGUCCAAGCCUGAUCUUUCUCAGGGCACAGGUUUAUCCUCUGUCAAAAUUGCAGGUUGGUCUCACUUUUGAAUAAAGAGACUGUGUCUGUUGUGUCUGUUGACUUUACAGGCUUUUCUCUUGGUUUAUCCCACUGGGCAACAUCUGGUUUUCAUUUACAUUUGGUUGAGUUGAAUUAAAUGUGAAAUAAUAAAAUAAAUGUAAUCAUGUCAUUGGAUUUAGGUUAAAAAUACAAAAUUCCCUUACGUUAUUGACUUUUAUUCAAAUCCAAUCAGUUUUACAUGUUGAUUCAACAUCAUCACAUUGAAUUAUUGGGUUGAAAUGACAUGGAAACAAUGUUGAUUCAACCAGUUUUUGCCCAGUGGGAUGUCAUAGGCUUAAGUCCAAGUCUGUCAGGUGAGACCAAACCUGUUAACCCUCAUUGACAAAGAUGAUUAGCUUAAUGAUGCUUUGACUUGCAACAGACUUUCUCUGAUCUCCUAGAUGAAAGAGACAGCCAAGCUGUAUGCUAAGAUACAAAACCAGUUGAUAUGUUCAGAUACUCACUGACUACACUCAGUUCAUGCAUUAUUAAUAGGGAGAAAAAUAGAGACUCAGUUGUUACAGCAUGGCUCUUAGUUCUGUUCUGUUAAUGGUUGAGUAGAUGGAGUGUUGUAUACUCAUGUUUAUCUUAUGAUACAACCUGUUUCCCUCAAGAUCAACUACUACAGCCUUGUCUUUGUGUUGAGCUGAAGCCAUCGGUAACUUGGUGCAUUAGUAGGUCCUCCCAAGGCAGAUUCCUCUACUACAGAUAAGAGAUUCUGAGCACAAUAGCCUAAGAUGCUUAUCGCAGAGAGGAGAAACAGAGUUUAUGUUUUUUUAAGGAAGGGUAAUCUAACUCUGUUUCAUCAGGUUUUGGACAUAUUUCAUUCAAUCUUUUGAUCAGCCAGGGCCAUUAACCAGAGCCUAGAUUUCAAAUGCAUGAAAUCAUGUGAUUUAGUACAUGAAAAAGUUCCAAGUUGAAAUCCAAGUUGUAAUGGAACUAUGUAUGCUCUUAUUAUUGUCACACAUUUAAACCAUUUGUUUUUGCCUGUUACGAGGAUUGAUAGAACAUCAAAGAAUUAGGGUAAGUGAGGGCACAUCAUUUUAAUACUUUAGAAAACAGUGAAUGUACUGGAUCAGGGGUCACUGGCAGUCUUGUCCCAGCAGGAUGUUUAGAUGUUUAUUGCGGGUUGGAAAAUGAAAGUUUCUCCUUUCACUUACUGAUUGAAAUGUGGUUUUAAAAACCAUUUUAAGAGGGGCAGCAGAUGGUUUUACUAAAGUGCUGACCCUCCUCUUGACCCCACAGUGGUGCAUCAUGGAUCAUAUUUACUCUGGGCCAUCUCCCACACAGAGCAUCAUGGCGACCGAGCAUGCAUGUAUCUUAAUCUUCCAAACACUGACAGAGUGUUUAUCAUAUAACUGGAGAUAUGCUGUUCUGUUGGAGAAGGGUUUAGGGGGCAGUUAAAAGGCGUGUAAUUAAUAUUUGCAAAGUCUCCCUGGGGUUUGCCCAGCUCAGGUGACAAAGCAGCAGAGAGUGUGGGGGGUAGUGCUGCUAGAGCUAGUACACACAGGCCUUAUAGAGUAUACUUCUCUUGGCUUGGUUUCUAUGGCAACAAUAAUCCUCCCCAGGUGACGGAAAGAGCUCUUGCCUGGUGGCAGAUAAGAGGACUUGAAGAAGUAUGCUACUAUUGGGGUUGCGGUGUAUCACAUGCCUUGCAUCAUGGGUAAUAUGUGCUAUUUGUGUAGUUAGUUAAUGGAGCAUUCAUUAUGGAGAAGCAAUGGGGGGACUCCCUGUGUGUGUGUGUGUGUAGACAGACCCAGCUACCACAGGGGAGGACAGAGGGGCUUUCUUUUUUUCUGUUGCUCUAACUGCCGCCUCAAUGAAUAAUCACACCAACGUUCUGCAACCGAUGCCGCACUGCGCUCGCUACUCUGUGAAAAAACAAGGUGUCAGAAAAAAAGUAUUCUUUCUGAGGGCGAUUAUUUCUGCUGUCUGUUUGGAUUCUCCCAACGUUGGGUUUGUUUCUCAUGCGAAAACAGAGUGUGACUGAUCAAAGUGUUGGUGUGAACUACCAUAACCUCCUUUCAUGAUGCUUCCUGUCCUGUGGUGAUCUUAAAUAAUACCUGUCCCUCUUCUCUCAAACCUCAAGAGUUCUCAUCUUCAAAUGGGAUAUGCCCACUUGAUUUAGUCGAGGCUUCCUCUGUAAAUAUUGCUCUACAGGCAUCUUGCUUGUGAAACAUGACUCGUGACCAUACACGAACGCUACAAAGACACCUUUUAAUUAUGUAUGUUAUGGAAGGGAAUCCCCAAAGCAGCCGUUAAACUGGUGGUGAAGCUCUGUCGGCUGGCCUCUAUGAUUAUUUAAAGAAAGUACAGUGCUGAGGUGGGCGGCUUGUAGAGAUGACGGACAGACGUUCUGGCCAUUGAGAUGGCUUGGUGUGGAGAGAUAAAAUUUUUAUAAAAGAUGGUUGCUGGUAGCUGAGAGGAAACAGAGCCAAGCCACAAACCAGUCAGUUUGUGCUGAAAUGUGCUCCCUCUCUCAGAUCCAAUGUAUUAUCUCAACCACAGUAGCAGCCAGCUUGUGUUAUUAUUACUGCACAACACUGCAGAGUGAGGGCGCAGCGAAAACAGCCUGCUUGUUGAAAACAUGAGACAACAUCAUUACUGAUGAUGAUAUAGAUUAGUGGAUCAUAGCUCAUACAUGCAUAAUAUAUGUCUGGAUGAUGAUGAGGUCAUUAUCACAGAGUACUGCUGAGGCUAAUGGUUGGUAGUGGGUCAAACUCUGAUCUGAUUGACCCUUUCUCAGGUCAGUCAGUGGGGCUGCCAGUUGCUUUUUACUGGUCAUUAGGUCACUGACACACACAUUGGAGUUUCAUAUUCUUGUGUGUGUCACUAUAUUGCCUCUACUGCCUCAGGACCUGGACAGUCCCAGAUAACCCAGCUCCAAGUCUGCCAUGUCUCCCUCCGCCCCCCUCUCUCCUGGGAAGGACAUAUUUGUCCAAUCUGCCGCAUCGUGUGCAGCCCAGCCACGCUGCAGUGGAUCCACAGGCCAGUUACAUAAUAGUUCUGGGGAGCCACGGCACAUACAGAGUAUAAGCCCCAGGGAGAGACAAGGCUAGCCUGGUGUGCACUCUGUGAGACACUAGAUGCCACGUUAGGACACCACAGCUAUUUAUUCCUGGGACUUUUAGGAAUAACAGUCUGAGUGUGAUGUUGAGUCUGGCUACUUUCGAUUGCAAUAUGUAUAUACUGUAUACUCGCUUUUGUUUGAAAGUUCAUUUAUCUGUUUUGUGAUAGUAUCCCAUCCUAUGAUGUGCUGAUUUGGAAUGAUGAAUGUCUUGUAAAAAAAAUUCUGCUCCUGCAGAGAUGUACUACAGUCUGUCUGCUGUAAUGAAGCUGAUAUAAUGAAUGUUACACCUCUCAGCUCCGAGCCCUCUCAUUCACUCCCUCCAUUAGCUGAUUUGAUUUCGAGAGAGCGUGAAUGUGGGCGUGUUUGGGUUCGAAGACAAGCCAGUCUUACUAAAUCUGCUACUCCAUUAUUCAAACAGCCAAUGCCAGUUAGCUAAUGAGUUUAUGGAAAUAAUAUAAUUAAUUUGUGAGGGGGCUUAACACUGGCCUGGAUAUGCUCCUUUCUCUCUCUCUCUCUCUCUCUCUCUCUCUCUCUCUCUCUCUCUCUCUCUCUCUCUCUCUCUCUCUCUCUCUCUCUCUCUCUCUCUCUCUCUCUCUCUCUCUCUCUCUCUCUCUCUCUCUCUCUCUCUCUCUCUCUCUCUACUGCUGGUAAACAGCAGUAAACAUCAAGUGAUUACCAUUCAGGAGAUUAUUAGGGAGUAUUAAAUCUCUGAAAAGUUGUAAGUUGUUGUUGAUUAUGCUAUUGAUGCUAACCCCUUUAACCAUGGGGCUUUAGCUCUGACCUAUGUAUGCCCUUUUUUUCUUUCACUCUUUCUUUCUUUCUUUCUUUCUUUCUUUCUUUCUUUCUUUCUUUCUUUCUUUCUUUCUUUCUUUCUUUCUUUCUUUCUUUCUUUCUUUCUUUCUUUCUUUCUUUCUUUCUUUCUUUCUUUCUUUCUUUCUUUCACUCGCUCUCUCUUUCUGUGUAUAAAAUUAUAGCCAUUUAGUAGACAGCAUUAAAUUCCCUGAAACUGUUGUUGUUGCUAAUGAUGCCAGUUAACAUCCUUGACCAUGGUCAUGCCAGAUAUUUGACCAACGGACUGAUGUCGGUGGAGCGUUUCCCCAUCAGCUUCAAGACCCAGUUUUCAGGGAACCACUUCCACCACGUGGUGCUGGGCGUCUACUGCAACGGACGCUAUGGCACGCUGGGCAUGAGCCGCCGCCAAGACCUCAUGGACAAGGCCCUGACCUUCCGCACGCUCAGCGAGCUGGUGAUGGAGUUUGAGGACUCGUACCGCCGCUACCAGCACACACUGAAGAAGGUGAAGAUCGGCCUGUACGUGCCCCACGACCCGCACGUCUUCCAGCCCAUCGAGUGGAAGUACCUGGUGCUCAACGCCGCCCGCCUAGGGAGAGAAGACAUGAGGAAGGAGCUGGAGAAACAUGGCCGAGACAUGAGGAUGAAGGUGACAUGUUGUUGUCCUACUUUCUCAAAUUUUCUCAUGUAGGCGGACAUGAGAGGUCAUAUGUGUCAAACUUGAUUACUUGACACCUCACUGCCCUUUUUUCAUACAUUUCGCCCGUUUAGUAUCUACAACACUGUAUGUACUGCUGUGGAUGCCCAAAUACUAUAUUUCACAAGUCUUUGAAAAAUACUCUGAAUUUUAGGGUACAGUAUACAACUUGAACUCUGUUAGGGUGAAAAUGUUCACCACAAUAGAUAAGCUCUCUAGUCUAAUGUCCCGGGGUCAUUCCUGAGGGAACGUUCAACUCGUUAGUGUUGCUUUGGCUUGGCUUCCGUCUGGAAUUCCCCCUUAGUUCCCUGUCUGAAACCAGGGCGGCUGCCACGGAGGGGCGAUGGGUGUAAUAUGAAAUGUCAGGGAUAAUUAAGGCCAGAGUUCCCCUCAGUGGAAGAGAGAGUGAGAGAGAGAGAGAGAGAGAGAGAGACAGAGACAGAGACAGAGACAGAGACAGAGACAGAGACAGAGACAGAGGACAGAGAAGCUGGAUGGUUGGACCACGUCUCCCAGAUUUCUCUGCCUCAGCUGUAUCGUGUUGGUUGUUGGGGGAUGGUAGUAGGAUGGUGCGGCUGACUAUCACAGCAACAGUAAAUGUAGGUCGUGUUCCCAGCUGCCCUGCGCUGGAGAUACAGCCUUGACCUUUGUAUUUGACCUCUCGUCAGCUGUACAUAGUUCACAUACAUACCGAUAUUACCGUAUUUCUGGAAGCUGAAGAACUCACCACGACCCUUUUUCUUUUUAGAACUAGUAAUAGGGACAUUAGUGUAAAAACACUCAAAAGCCAUUUGGGAAAUUAAUCUAGUGUGUCUUCUAUGCACAACACAGACAGAGAGCUUGCAUUUCAUACAGUAUAGCAGAUCAGUGUUUGUCCUAUAACCCUCCCCCACUACAGCACACACAUCCUUAUAUCUAUUACCAAUCUUAUGACUAACAUCCUGCCUGUGCUCUCAGCUGCAUGUGGUUUCUGGAGCACGGAAUAUGAGCUGCUUCCUGUAUGUUCAUUCCAGGAAAUAAGUUUCAUGAUUUUUCUCCAGUCUCCUCUGAACUGUCAGUCUGGAGUGAGCUCUCAUUAGGUUUCUACCAGGACGGGGUGACCCUGAAACUCUAAUUCUGCUAAUCAAACAGCGGAUGUUAGUAAUAUGUCAGUGUGACUCCUCCUGAUUCUCUCUUUCAGUGCCUGUAGUGUGUGUGUUUGUGCUUGUGUGCGUGUGUGCAUGGGUGCCUAUGUGUUUUUGCCUCUGUGUGUGCCUAGAAACUGCCUAUAUGUGCCGGUGUGAGCCCAUGGGUAAUUGAGUUUGCAGAGGGAGUUGACUAGUGGGCUGAUUGGGUUAAUGGGGUAUCAUCAUGUUAAUGAGGGCACUGCCUGGGAGGUUGCCUUCAUUACUGUCUGUUAGUGUCUUUACUAAUGAAGAGAGACAUUCUCGGCUCUCCUCUCCAACGUCUCUCCACUCCCCGCAGCGUCGACAUCCCCUCUCCUCUUCUCCCUACAUUGAUUCACAGACGGCUCCUUUACUCACUAUGUCUCUGAGAUCCAACUGUGUCAUUAAAAGUUAACUUCUUCAACUGCUCUUUUUAUUGAAGUGGAACUUUUAAUUUCCCCAGCCCAAUGGCCUGCAGCAAAUGGGCCCACUGAAUGGUGAACAUGUCUGCUAAUAUAUAUAUUUUUUUUUUAUUGCAACGCCUCCUGUAGCUUGCAGCUUUAAACAAAACAACACUUAAAUAUCAGUGCGGUAAAGAAACUGCAGCUCAAACUGGAUCUUAUCCAUUAGAUUCCAUAUCUAAGUCUUAUUCUGUUGUUUUCUCUCAGAUCCUGAAGUCAUCGAGUGCCCAGUCUCCCAUCAAAGAACGGACCAGAGGCAAGUCUCUCUCCCCCCGCCGCCGACAGAGCAGCCCCCAAAGAUGCCACAUCCACCGGAGAGACAAGUCGUAAGUAUCCCUGGGAAUCAAUCUUAGGUUAUUAGCAUCAUUGAAACAAAAGGUGGAAGGUGGAAUGGCCUUUCUUAGAUCGUUUUACAUUGAUAUCUCAACACUCCCUAACAACUAGGAAGAGUUCGCAUCAGGUUACUUUUGAAGAAAAUAUAAUUUCUUGGAAAUCAUUAGUUUCAUGUUUUAUAGUCACAAAUCUUGAGGUUAGAGUUCAUUAAAAUAUUUUCUUAGAGAUUUAAUUAAAAGUUGGGCAGGUUUUAAUUAAAAGUAAGUGAAUCUAAAGCAGAUCAGAUUGGAUAUGCAUGAGUGAGAUGAAUAAUUCAAAUCAACUGUUGAUUAUCACAACUAUAAAACCUCUCAAUGUCCCAUCUUCAUUACUUGGCUAAACGCUAUAAUGUUAGAGAGAGAGGAAUUGGCAGUGUGUCUAUACUAUGUUUUUCAUCCUCUUUUCAUAUCAAUGAGGGCACCCAGCUAGCACAUUUGGUUCCUUGGAAGUUGUGGGAACGUACGUUUUUGGUUUCCCAUUGGUUCUGGGAAUGCAGCCAUUUGUUUCCUGACCAGUAAAACAGAACGUUUUUUAAACGUUCUGAGAAUGGAAGUGAAAAUGUAGCCUGUUCUGGGAAUGUUAAUUUUGAGGUUGCAGGGAGGUUCUGAAAACGUUGUACUAUGGUUCCCUGAAAGUUUACCUGGGAGGUUUUAUUAACGUUCUGAGAACUGAAAUUAUAGGUUAUUUUGAGGUUUUUUAAGAACUUCCUUAAAAUGUUCACUGAAUGUUUCAAUAAGACUUUCAAUAACUUGCUAGCUUAAUUUGGGUUAAUUGUAUUGAACUCCAAGUGCAGAUAGGACUAAUGAAAAUUAAUCAUUCAAACACAUUUCUUUUUGAUUGUGGCACGGCAUCAGUGAGAUUUCAACCUAUGAUCUACUGUUCUCUAUCCAUUGAAUUAGUCCACUGCGCCACCAGGAUGGAGCUAGCAUGCCAAGUUUUUUUAAACUAAUACAAAGCUGUUAAUUUUAGUCUAUUCAAACAGACCCCAUUUCAAAGGAAGCAAGCACUUGUUAAGAUCAGGUGUGGCCAAUUAGUGGGCGUGACCAACAUUCCUGAACACACUUAACAAGAUUGAACGUUACUAAUGUUUUCUUGUGGUUUUUAUGGAAUGUUUUGUUAAUGUUCCGAGAACAUGACUUUAAAUAGAACCAUGCAGAAACCUGCAGAAACAUUUUGCUGAAGUACUGAAAUUCCCACAGAAUAAUGUUGUUUCUAAACGUUGUCUGAACUUUUUUAGAACAUUACUUUAAAUAGAACCAUGAGGAAGCCUGUAGGAAACGUUAUGCUGAAGUACUGAAAUUCCCACAGAAGAACGUUGUUUCUUAACGUUCUCUGAAUUAUUUGAGAACAUUCCCAAUGUCAAACCAGUUGGAGAACGUUCCUAGAACAAUACCAAACAUGUAAUUAAAUGUAACAUGUUUGAAAUUUUAUGAAACCUUCUGUUAAAGUAAUGAAAUACCAAGAAAAUUGCGUUAUUUUGUCAAGUUCCUUAAAUGUGCGGAAUGUUCCAAAGCCAAGCAACUAUCCUGCAUCAUUCCCAGAACAUUGUGGGAUGGUUGUAUGCAAAAUAACCCUAGGACAACUACGCUUUCACCAAGCUAUAAGAAAAAUAUGGUUCUCAGAACAUUAUGUGCUAGCUGGGCAUGGAACCCUGACACACUGACUGAAGUUGCUGACUGUAGCCCUUUACAUUAGUACCCGUAUACGGGUUGAAAAUGGAAAAUUUGGGCACGAAUAAGCAGCUAAAUUGGAACGUAGUAGCUGUACAGUAACAUGCUAUACAUGACGUCAGAGCUUUGGCUCUGUGCUUCACAGCGCUGUAUGGGUUUUGACUGACAGACAUUCUGAACUUCAACACGCGACAAGAAGUUGCCAACUUUUGCACUUUUUUUGUUGUCUGAGUGAGGGAAAUGCUGUAAAUUAAGAUGACUCAAUGUAUUUUGAAAGAUGAGACAUUCAUGAUUAUAAAAAAUACCGCUUUAAUGUCAUACAAGCAAACCAUACACCCGUGAGCCCAAAUGUGGACUUCACAUUUCAUAAAACUCAUGUCAUAUAGUGUCAAUGUUUAUGAUCACUAUGUUUGAUGUACAGUUACAAGAUGACAUGGAUUCAUGACCUGGGUUGUUCUGAACAGAAUUAGCCUAUUUUUCUUUAUUGUGAAGAAAAUGUGCCACUGCACACUCACCUGAAUGCACUCAUGACUCCUUUCUACCCGUACCAAAAUUACAAUCUGUUUCUCUGAAUUGCCUUGUGAAUUCCUAACACAUAUUUUAUAACUUAGCUAGUCAUGUUGGUAAUAGAACAAGCUUUCAAAUCAUGCCCAUCUGAACCAGAUUACGAUUUAUAAUGGACCGUUUUUGGAUUGCAUAAACAUCAACAGUAAUUGUCUGAUGGGAGGGAUGCAGGGUUGUGUUCCAAACAGAACAACUACAAGUGUGCUUGCUCUAGUUCAUCAACGGCACAGCUAGGAGAGCUAAAAAAAAGUUCAUUGAAAGUGCUUAAGAACAGUGCACACUUUGGAGAGGUGUGUGGCCACUUGGAGACACCAGUUAGUUCCCUCACCCAAACCCUUGUACAUUUUUUGUCUUAUGCUACACCUACUGUAUAUUUUCCAGGAAUAGUCUUAUCAUGUUACUGAAUGUAUCCAGAGUAUUAUCAACAAAUGCGGUGAAAUGUACAGUAAAUGUAAAAUGCACAUAAAAUCAACCAUGUAAUGUUUGGAAUCAGUCUUGUGUCAGGUGAACUGUUGUGUACUCACCUUUGGUCUAAUAAUUUUCCCAUUAUCUUCAAACUGUUCCCUUUCAAUUGCUACCAUUGUUAUGCAUUUAAUAUUUCGUCUGUAAGAAACAUUUCAGUUUAUCCCUAUCCAUAUAGGCCAAUUCCCCUGAGUGUAAGAGGUUAAGGAGUUAAGAGAAUUACUGUAGAUGGUUACUGUAGACGAUUGCUCUUCUCUUAUCCUUAAACCCUCUUUUCCUGCCUUGCAUCCUGGCUAAAGAUCCCAGUUCAGGAAGAGUUCAGUCUGUCAUAUUCUUAUCAGCUCCAGCGCCCAGUUAGAGGAAACGAAGAGGACUGAGCAGCAGCAGCACUAG